Cynara cardunculus var. scolymus (artichoke) is the source of this 2001-nucleotide messenger RNA. Its product is annotated as dynamin-related protein 1E-like. The coding region runs from base 48 to 1982 and encodes 644 amino acids. Gene Ontology annotation, cellular component: microtubule; cytoplasm; membrane. The transcript has 15 exons. Gene Ontology annotation, molecular function: GTP binding; GTPase activity; microtubule binding. The record is from RefSeq and is a predicted model, not a curated record. NCBI's taxonomy places the organism in Eukaryota, Viridiplantae, Streptophyta, Magnoliopsida, Asterales, Asteraceae.
GGUUUUCUAUUGUUGAUGUGAGCUGAGAAGAGAGUAUUAUUGCUUUUAUGGCGACUAUGGAGAGUUUGAUUGGUCUGGUGAAUCGUAUACAGAGAGCUUGUACUGCUCUCGGAGACUAUGGCGGUGGGGACACCACCUUUUCUUCUCUCUGGGACGCUCUUCCCUCUGUUGCCGUCGUCGGUGGCCAGAGUUCUGGGAAGUCCUCGKUUCUAGAGAGCAUUGUUGGUAGAGAUUUUCUUCCUAGAGGAUCUGGGAUUGUCACGAGGCGACCUUUGGUGUUGCAGUUACACAAGACAGAGGGCAGACAAGAGGAGUAUGCAGAAUUUGGACAUAUGCCACGGAGGCGAUUCACUGAUUUUGCUUUGGUGCGAAAGGAGAUUCAAGAUGAAACAGACAGGAUCACGGGGAAGUCAAAACAAAUAUCUCCAAUCCCAAUCCAUCUCAGUAUAUAUUCCCCUAAUGUUGUCAACUUGACGUUAAUUGAUUUACCUGGAUUGACAAAAGUUGCUGUUGAGGGACAACCUGAAACUAUAGUUGAGGACAUUGAAAAGAUGGUUCGAACUUAUGUUGAGAAGCCCAACUCUAUCAUAUUGGCAAUAUCUCCUGCCAACCAAGAUAUAGCAACAUCUGAUGCGAUGAAACUUGCCAGGGAGGUUGAUCCAUCAGGUGAGCGGACGUUUGGGGUGUUGACAAAGCUUGAUUUGAUGGACAAAGGAACUGAUGCAUUGGAUGUCCUUGAAGGAAGAGCUUAUCGUCUUCAGCAUCCUUGGGUGGGGAUCGUGAACAGAUCCCAAGCUGAUAUUAACAAAAAUACUGAUAUGAUUUAUGCAAGGCGGAGGGAGCAAGAGUAUUUUGCCACAAGUCCCGACUAUGGACACUUGGCAAGUAAAAUGGGUUCGGCGUAUCUGGCUAAACUUCUCUCACAGCAUUUGGAAUCUGUAAUCAAAGCAAAAAUACCAGGCAUCACUUCAUUGAUAGACAAAGGUGUCGAUGAGAUGGAAGCAGAGUUAGACCAUCUUGGGAGGCCUAUUGCAGUUGAUGCAGGGGCUCAAAUGUACACUAUCUUGGAACUCUGUCGUGCUUUUGACAAAAUAUUUAAGGAGCAUCUAGAUGGAGGGCGGCCUGGAGGGGACCGAAUAUAUGGAGUGUUUGACAACCAGCUUCCUGCUGCAUUAAGGAAGCUUCCAUUUGACAGGCAUCUUUCUCUACAAAGUGUGAGGAAAAUUGUUUCAGAGGCAGAUGGUUACCAGCCACAUUUGAUCGCUCCAGAACAAGGUUAUAGACGUCUUAUUGAUGGAUCAUUGAAUUAUUUUAGGGGACCAGCUGAAGCUUCUGUAGAUGCAGUGCAUUUCGUCCUUAAAGAACUCGUGAGGAGGUCAAUUGGAGAAACUGAGGAGCUAAGGCGUUUUCCAACUCUGCAAUCUGCCCUUGCUGCUGCUGCUGGUGAAGCAUUGGAAAAAUUCCGUGAUGAAAGUAAGAAGACAGUUGUUAGAUUGGUGGACAUGGAGUCUUCAUACCUGACCGUCGACUUCUUCAGGAGACUUCCCCAAGAAGGGGAGAAAAUGGGGCCCACACCCUCGCCUGGAAAUCACAGAACCUCAUCCGCUGAUCGCAGAAACCCACCUUCAGAACGUGGAAUCCCUGCUGCAGACCGUGGAAACCCUUCUGAUCCAUUAGGGGACAGAUAUGCAGAAGCACACUUUAGGAGAAUAGGCUCAAAUGUAUCCUCUUAUAUCGGUAUGGUGUCGGACACACUCAGGAACACAAUUCCAAAAGCAGUUGUCUAUUGUCAAGUUAAAGAGGCCAAGCAAAAUCUACUCAACUACUUCUACACACAAAUAGGAAGGAAGGAGGGUAAACAGCUUGCAGAGUUACUAGAUGAAGAUCCAUCCUUGAUGUCAAAGAGGCAUGAAAUUGCCAAAAGACUUGAACUAUACAAGGCAGCAAGAAACGAGAUCGAUGCAGUAGCAUGGGUGCGAUAAUGACACCUUUUCAGAGAUA